AUGACUACGAGCUACAGCACCUCUACCGUCGAAGUAAUCCAUGCAAUUCCUGGGAAUGAAAGGGACAAGUUGAGGGCCAAAUACCAGACCCAAGAUGAGAGGCCCUCCGAAGCCAACGAUACCAUCCACCGUCUGUCUACGCUGUCGCAGGGACCGGGACUAGGAAUGCCACCACCCAUAGCAAACACAGGUCGGGAGAGGGAGCGGGAGCGGGAUAGGUCUCGACGAUACCAUAAAAGUGCUCCAAGCACCGGCAUCAAUACAAGUAGCGGCAGCGGUAGUAGCAGACACAUGUCCAAGUCCAAAUCAAAAUCAAAGAAUACCGGCGCGAAAAGGUCCAGCGUACUCCCCUCCCGGGAUAGGGACCAUGCUUCUGAUGGAUCACAUUUCCGCCACAGACGCUCACAUUCUAGUCGGAGUCAAACCGUGUCCUCUUCCGCGUCUUCCUCCGAGGAAGAGGGCGAGCCUGUGCAGGAUCAUAGGACGGUGUUCACAAACACGAGGGCUCGACUCACGUCGCCAUCUACCAUCUCAACCCUGACGUCCGCGACCAGCACAACCAAUAAGUCCAGCAGCUCUAGCGGGAGCAAUUCCACCGUCACUCAGGCCUCGAUCGCCAAUCGCUCGAGCUUGACAAAGAAUCCGGACAUAUCACAGAUUCCAAUGUCGCCCGCUGUACCCGAUGCGCCUGAUGUUUUCAAAUUUCUAGACCCGGAAGGGUCAGUAAUCGCUUCUGGAGAACCUGAGGAGGAGCCCGGCGUGGGUGCAACCGCCCACUGGAAUCGAGGUCAAUUGGAGGGUGUGGCGACAAAGUCAGCGUUGCCUCCGCCGACAUUACCAGAGUAUUCCAGUCCAUCCUCAUCACCGCCAAGCAGCUUCCACGGAGAUGAUAACUCGUCCGAGGCAGCUCAUGACGUCGAGACGGAUCGGAGCACGAGUCCGGAGAGAAGUGUCGCGGGACAGGAAGAGCCCGGACAAGGCCAUGACCACGACCUAAUCAAUGCUGGCCCUCCAAUUGACGAAACCUCUGCCAAAAUAGCAUCGCAAAUCGCGGCUGCCCAGCAGAGGCAGAACUUCCAUGGGUCGAUGCACCCAUUUGGGACGCCUACUAUGCAAAGGGGCCCAGCAAUUUUACCACAUAUCCCUUCAACCGCCUUGAGCUCUCGCUACACACAGUCCAUCAAGCAACACCCCCUCCCGAGAGCAGAGAAAUUGCCUGUUACUGGGUAUGAGCUUCUCGCGUCCCAACUUUCAUCGCGUCGCUACCCUUGUGAGGCCGAUACGGGAGAGAGGAUCAAGCCAAUAUACCGAAAAUUCGAGGCACUUAACCAUCGACUCUUACUCCACCUGCAGGACGAGCUGAGUGAGCUUGAAGAGCAGCUUCACCGGUUAGAUCACACUGAUACCCAGUCCCGAAGGACGGCGAAUGAUAUUGCUCCUGCAUCACGCAGAGCAGCAGCGGCGGCAGGCGGGGAACUGCAGUGGCACAAAACUGAUGUACUUGGGAGAAUCGGCUACAAGCUCGCGCAGUAUAAUCAAGCCCUGUCCUCUUUUAACUCUACCAGGUCGCUUGCCGCUCCCGAUCCUGAGGAUAUUUCCAACUACCGCACAUAUCUUCGAACUGUAAAUCCUAUUGCUGAGGCCGAGACGCAUUUUCUUGACCCAGAAGGUGAUCUUGUCUCGAUCUAUUCUGGCCAUACCCUGACCUCGUCUUCGUUCACGCCAUCGGACCAAUCAUCCUACUCGUCUUACGCACCAUCAACCAUCCCAUCUGAAAACAAACCCGAAGGUCCCAUUCCAGCCGGAACGCAGAGUCAAGAUGUGCUCCCCGCUGUUGCAAUUUCCCUUGCGGUUGCAAUACUUGUUCCGAUUCUUACAUUCUCUGUCAUCCCUGGCUUUGUAGGCCGCCUCACCGCUACGAGCCUGGUUGUCGGAGGCGUCCUGACCGCCUCUAUCCAAGGAGGGGUGGUUGAGCAGAGAAUGCUAUUCCAGGCCGAGGGUUUGAUAUGUUCAGGAAUCUACUGCGGGGCUAUGCUCGUUAUUGCAGGGAUCCUACCUGGUUGA
Messenger RNA from Venustampulla echinocandica, 2064 nucleotides. RefSeq lists its product as uncharacterized. The record is from RefSeq and is a predicted model, not a curated record. The coding region runs from base 1 to 2064 and encodes 687 amino acids. NCBI's taxonomy places the organism in Eukaryota, Fungi, Ascomycota, Leotiomycetes, Helotiales, Pleuroascaceae. The transcript is spliced from 2 exons.